AUGAUUGACUAUCUCUGUCACAGGAGGAUGUGGAAAAAUCAAACACUGAUCAUAGAAUUUAUCCUUCUGGGAUUUCCCAUCAGGCCAGAGAUACAGAUAUUCCUUUUUGUACUCUUCUCCUUGUUCUAUGCUGUCACUCUUCUGGGGAAUGGCAUCAUCCUGGGACUCAUCUGCCUGGACUCUCAUCUCCAUAUUCCCAUGUACUUCUUCCUCUCACAUCUGGCCAUUGUUGACAUGUCCUAUGCCUCAAAUAAUGUACCGAAGAUGCUUGCAAACCUACUGAACAAGGACAGAGCCAUUUCCUUUGCUCCCUGCAUAAUACAAAUAUUUUUGUAUUUGGCCUUUGCCCAUGUGGAGUGUCUCAUCUUGGUGGUGAUGUCCUAUGAUCGUUACGUAGCAAUCUGCCAUCCCCUCCGAUAUACUGUCAUCAUGAGCUGGAGAUUGUGUACUACUCUGACCAUUGUUUCCUGGGCAUUCAGCUUCCUCCUUGCCCUGGUCCAUGUGGUUCUCAUUUUGAGACUGCCCUUCUGUGGACCCAGGGAAAUCAACCACUUCUUCUGUGAGAUCCUGUCUGUGCUCAAGCUUGCCUGUGCUGAUACUGGACUUAACCAGAUUGUUAUCUUUACAGCCUGUGUAUUCAUAUUAGUUGGCCCUCUCUGCUUAGUCUUGAUCUCCUACAUGCGCAUCCUCUGUGCCAUCCUGAGGAUCCAAUCUGGAGAAGGAAGAAAGAAAGCAUUCUCUACCUGCUCCUCCCACCUCUGUGUAGUUGGACUCUUCUUUGGCAGUGCUAUCAUAAUGUACAUGACCCCUAACUCCAGCCAUCCUGAAGAGCAACAGAAAAUCCUCUCUCUGUUUUAUAGCCUUUUUAACCCUAUGUUGAAUCCUUUGAUCUAUAGCCUGAGGAAUGCAGAGGUGAAGGGUGCUCUGAGGAGAGUGUUGGGGAAGGAAAACCAUUCCCAAAAUAUGUGA
Dromiciops gliroides (monito del monte) is the source of this 969-nucleotide messenger RNA. Its product is annotated as olfactory receptor 2A5-like. The transcript has a single exon. The record is from RefSeq and is a predicted model, not a curated record. The coding region runs from base 1 to 969 and encodes 322 amino acids. Gene Ontology annotation, molecular function: G protein-coupled receptor activity; olfactory receptor activity. Gene Ontology annotation, cellular component: membrane. NCBI's taxonomy places the organism in Eukaryota, Metazoa, Chordata, Mammalia, Microbiotheria, Microbiotheriidae. Gene Ontology annotation, biological process: G protein-coupled receptor signaling pathway.